AAUGCGCUCCUUCCCGCUCCCCCACACCGGCAUCGGCCCCCUCACCGGCUGUAGGAAAUGGUGAAAGAAACCACUUAUUAUGAUGUUUUGGGGGUCAAACCCAAUGCCACCCAAGAAGAAUUGAAAAAGGCUUACAGGAAACUGGCCUUGAAGUACCACCCUGAUAAGAAUCCAAAUGAAGGAGAGAAGUUUAAACAGAUUUCUCAAGCUUAUGAAGUGCUCUCUGAUGCAAAGAAAAGGGAAUUAUAUGACAAAGGAGGAGAGCAGGCAAUUAAAGAAGGUGGAGCAGGUGGCGGUUUUGGCUCCCCCAUGGACAUCUUUGAUAUGUUUUUUGGAGGAGGAGGCAGGAUGCAGAGACAAAGGAGAGGUAAAAAUGUUGUGCAUCAACUCACAGUAACCUUAGAAGAUUUAUAUAAUGGUGCAACAAGAAAACUAGCUCUGCAAAAGAAUGUGAUUUGUGACAAAUGUGAAGGCCGAGGUGGUAAGAAAGGAGCAGUAGAGUGCUGUCCCAAUUGCCGAGGUACUGGAAUGCAAAUAAGAAUUCAUCAGAUAGGACCUGGAAUGGUUCAGCAAAUUCAGUCUGUCUGCAUGGAGUGCCAGGGCCAUGGGGAGCGGAUCAGUCCUAAAGAUAGAUGUAAAAGCUGCAAUGGAAGGAAGAUAGUUCGAGAGAAGAAAAUUCUAGAAGUUCAUAUUGACAAAGGCAUGAAAGAUGGCCAGCACAGUGCCAUCACAGCAACACCUAGACUAGUGUUUGAUGAAAUAAUCGGGCACCAUAGCCUGGCCAAGUUAACACAUAAAUUUAACCAUUACAAACCACCUCUAGACAACUUGAUAUCCACACACAUCCCCUGA
Molecule: messenger RNA, 852 nt
Organism: Eubalaena glacialis (North Atlantic right whale)
Lineage: Eukaryota; Metazoa; Chordata; Mammalia; Artiodactyla; Balaenidae
Product: dnaJ homolog subfamily A member 1-like
Exons: 2
Coding region: 58-852 (264 amino acids)
Biological process (GO): protein refolding
Cellular component (GO): cytoplasm; cytosol
Molecular function (GO): Hsp70 protein binding
Source: RefSeq, a predicted model, not a curated record